Messenger RNA from Helicoverpa zea (corn earworm), 3185 nucleotides. It is a transcript of the gene Rtf1, whose product is annotated as RNA polymerase-associated protein Rtf1. The coding region runs from base 99 to 2471 and encodes 790 amino acids. The record is from RefSeq and is a predicted model, not a curated record. Gene Ontology annotation, molecular function: RNA polymerase II C-terminal domain phosphoserine binding; DNA binding. The transcript has 19 exons. Lineage: Eukaryota; Metazoa; Arthropoda; Insecta; Lepidoptera; Noctuidae. Gene Ontology annotation, cellular component: Cdc73/Paf1 complex.
AUAUUUUUAGUCUGUGGUUGAUUGACGACUUCGAGAAGAAGGAAAAAGCUAGCAGACGCAUUUAAUUAUCGUUUUUUCCAGUUUUAUAUAAGUGCAAAAUGGCUAAAAGGAAGAAUAAACCGCUGAUAGACUCGGACUCCAGCAGCGAGUGUUCAGAUUUAGACUCACAAUUCCUCAAUUUAGCGAAGAAAAAGAAGAAAACCGGUGAUUCACCGCCGCAGUCAAAAUCCAAGAGAUCUGGUUCAGGAUCUGACAGUGAAUCCGACUGGGAUGAUGAUGAUAAUAAGAAAAAUAAUUCAAAGUCAUCGUCAUCAUCAGGAUCAGAUUCUGAAAGCGAUGCCAGAAGUGACACAUCAAAGAAAAAGGAACCAGCUCGGACCAGUAGGAAGACUUCGUCAGAGCAUUCAGAUGAUAACCGGAAAAAACCGGAACCUAAAAAGACAGAAACUAGAAGAAGUACUGAUAGUGCUGGGUCAGGAAAAAAGAAAGAGACUUAUAGUGAACCGGAGGAAGGUGAAGUAUCAUCACAUUCGUCAGACAAUGAUUCCAUUGAUUCUGAAGAGGAAUUUGAUGAUGGCUACGAUGAAAACCUCAUGGGAGAUGAAGAGGAUAGGGCUCGCCUCGCCGCCAUGUCCGAAAAAGAGAGAGAACAAGAGAUCUUCAAGAGAAUCGAGAGGAGAGACCUUAUGAAGACCAGAUGGGAGAUAGAACGCAAGCUCCGCCUAGCUCGUCGUUCUGCGGCGGAACGAUCCGCGUCGCCCGGAGAGAUACAGCGGCGGCGCGAGGCAAGGCGCAGGAGACGAGCGCUGCGGGAACAGCGCCAGCGGGAGAGAGAGAGGGACCGCCAGGAGAAGAGAGAGGCUGAAGCUGAACGUCCGGAGCCCAAAGAACCUGAGAAAGAGAAAGAGCAGACACCUCCAAGUCCUGGUGAGAUACUCGACGACCCCAAGGAUGCAGACCCGUCAGAACGUUCCGCCUCCCCCCUAUUCGGGGCAAAGACAGAGCGCAAACGUAACGUGGAUGACAAACGUCAGAACGCAAUGGCGGCGCUCAGAGCUCAACGCGACGCUAAAGCUAGUCGAGUCGAACUUACCCGACAGAAGCGAAGGCAGGAGGAAGAAACUAAAGAUAAAGAUGAUGAUGAUGCGAACGACUACGUUUCUCCUCAGGACGCGGACGCCGAGAUUAUCGGCGGCACUAGCAAGCAGAGCGUCAAACUCAAAGCUUCUGACAUCUAUUCUGACGACUCUGGGUCGGAUUCUGACGAUAAUAAGUCGCAAGGUCGGCGCAGUUCGUCAAGUUCUUCCUCGUCAGACGGAGAACAAGAGGAGAAGAAGCGAGAGAGAGAAGAAGUGGAGAUCAAAUACGCUGACACUAAGGAACAGAUCAAUAAACUUAGACUUAGCAGGUUUAAACUCGAACGUUUGGUGCAUCUUCCAUUCUUCGCUCGCGUCGUCAACGGCUGCUUCGUAAGAAUUGGCAUCGGCAAUAAUAACGGAAAUCCUGUUUAUAGGGUAGCAGAAAUAAUAGACGUAUAUGAAACAGCUAAAGUAUACAAUUUAGGUAACACUAGAACGAAUAAGGGACUUAAGUUAAGGCACGGCACACAGGACAGAGUGUUCCGGUUAGAGUUUGUUAGUAAUCAGGAAUUCACAGAGAGUGAGUUUCAGAAAUGGAACAAAGCGAUCAAAGACGCGAAUAAAAAGCCCCCCACUAUGGACUUCGUUAGAAAUAAGAUACAAGAGGUUAAAGAGGCACUUAUGUAUGAAUUUAAGGAAGAGGACAUAGAGAAAAUAGUAGCUGAAAAGGAUCGAUUCAGAUCACAUCCCACCAACUAUGCCAUGAAGAAAACUCAACUUAUGAAGGAAAGGGAUGUCGCGCAAUUGAGAGGAGACGACGAAACAGUGAUGGAAUUGAACGCGAAAAUACAAGAGUUGGAAGAGCGAGCGAGUCAGUUGGACAAAACUAGAACAUCAUCUAUUCAGAGUAUAUCUUAUAUCAAUAAUAGAAAUAGGAAACUCAAUGUUGAAACUGCUGAAAAGGCUAUCAUGGAAGAGGUAAAAGCGAAUAAAGGCAAAAAAACAGACGAUCCUUUCACGAGGCGACACACUAAACCUGUCAUGAAUUUCAAGUCUGGAGGGAGCAAAACUCAGGAUGUUAUAAGGAGUGAAGAGGAAAUAGCGGAAAUGUUAAAACAGAGAGAAGAAGAAGAGAAAGCAGCUAAAGAACAGAAAGAAAGAGAAAGACUUCAACAACAGCAAGACUUAGAGAAGGCGAAACGCGACAAGCCGGCGGGUAACGACACAAGUUUGUACUCGCUACACGACUUCGAUAUUAACAUCGAACUCGACCUACCUAUAGCCAAAUCAGUAUCAAGCCAGCCCAAACAGGUGACGACGAAAGUGAAAGAAACCGGCCCGAAACGUUCACUUAAUUUAGAAGAAUACAAGAAACGCCACGGGCUCAUAUGAGUGUUAAAAAACAGACUGAAACAGUGCUCGUGAUCUAAGUUCGGAGUAUUGGUGAUUAACGAAAUCAUGGUGACAUCGGUGAUUAACGUGACCGAAAAGUGUAUUGUGGUUAUUAACGAAAUCGCCUCUUAGUUGCAGUGUUGUGGUGAUUAAAAAGUGUUUGUGGUUAUUAGAAGAAUCACCGUUUGUACCAGUGUUUAAAGUGCUUCUACUAUUUCAGUUGCAAAAUGUUUGUGGUGUUAAUAUCACUGCUUUAGUUGCAAAGUGUAUGUGGCGAUUAAUAAUCACCAGUUUAGUUGCAAAAUGUGGUGAUGUGGUGUUGUUAGCUUGCUAUCUUAGAUAUGUAUUUCAUUGCUGUAUAAAUCUUUACUGCAUUAUGUUUUGUGUAAAUUCACAAUGAGGUAAAUGUUAUUAAGUAAAAAAAUUCUAAAAUAACUUACUUGAAAACCUAUUAUUUACACAAAAAGGCGUAAAGGACAAAUCACAAAAUUUGCAGUAAAUAACUCUACAACACAAUUGUAUACCGUAAAAAGCAGUCGAAAUGCGUAAAACAUUGUAAUUGACAUAAUUACCAAUAUAAUCUGAGAUGAAUCGGAUUUUUAAAAUGUACAAAAAGUGAUAGUCUUGCAUUUUAUUUCGUAAUACUUAAUAUUUAAUGCGAUUUUAAUAUUGCACAUUGUAUUGAUAAAUAAAUUGUACUAAGUCGUGUUACUG